Messenger RNA from Penicillium samsonianum, 378 nucleotides. RefSeq lists its product as uncharacterized. The record is from RefSeq and is a predicted model, not a curated record. NCBI's taxonomy places the organism in Eukaryota, Fungi, Ascomycota, Eurotiomycetes, Eurotiales, Aspergillaceae. The coding region runs from base 1 to 378 and encodes 125 amino acids. The transcript has 2 exons.
AUGGGGAAUUCACCACCUACAGAACCGGCUCCAGCCUACGAGGACCUAUUCCACGAGCGCGGCUCAAGCUCAAGGAAUGGUUAUGCUAUGGUCGGUCAAAUAGACGACACCACGGAGCACCGAGACGUGGAACAGGGCCACCACCUUCAUGACGUCCCCGCCCCCAUCGCAGUGACAGCGGCUGAUGAGCCGGAUCAACACACCCACUGUGCAGAAUGUGAUCGACAGCGGGAGCGCAGAGAGAGAAGGGAGAGUUCCCAGAAAGCGUGUGGCAUGGUUGCGAAAACAUUCAUCUUCAUCUCUCUGUUCAUGAUGAUAUUGGGGAUUGUUAGCGUCCAGGCUUGGAAGGAUGUUCGUAUGAAGAAGUCACAUGGUUAG